Messenger RNA from Solanum dulcamara, 1187 nucleotides. RefSeq lists its product as uncharacterized. Gene Ontology annotation, molecular function: iron ion binding; protein binding. The record is from RefSeq and is a predicted model, not a curated record. The transcript has 6 exons. Lineage: Eukaryota; Viridiplantae; Streptophyta; Magnoliopsida; Solanales; Solanaceae. The coding region runs from base 178 to 1020 and encodes 280 amino acids.
UGUGGCUCAACUGUAAGGCCAAGCUAUCUGCCACUGGAUUGUUAUCCUCUCCACAUAACUUCUCCAAUUGCUGACACGAACCCAAAUUACAGGCACACAUCACACCACAUCCCAAACAAACAAAAACACACUAUUUUCCUCUCUCCGCUAAGUGGAAAAUUUAACGUACCAAAAAUCAUGGCAUCUGGUGUUGUUGUUGCUGGUGCUGCCUCCUCUUCCUGCUCUGUUUCUUAUUCAAGAAACCUUAGCAUUACCAAAUCUAAUGCCUCCAUCCCAUCUCUCAAAUCAUCCAUCAUCACCACUCCACCCCAGAAAACUAGUUUUCAAGGGCUAUCACUACGAGAGGCCAAAAGGAGCGUUUCGAAUUUGUUCUUAGGUGCGGAGAGUAAGAGGAAUAUUGCUAUUGGUGGAAGUAGAGGCCUUGAGAUUACUGCAAGAAAAGCUGCUGCUACAAAGAAUAUCGAAGUUGAAGUUGAUAAGCCAUUGGGACUCACUUUAGGUCCAAAGCAAGGUGGUGGAGUUGUCAUUACGGGUGUAGAGAAUGGCGGUAAUGCUGCAAGGGCAGGGCUUAAGGUUGGUGACCAGGUAGUCUACACGAGUAGCUUCUUCGGAGACGAACUCUGGCCAGCUGAUAAACUUGGAUUCACGAAAACUGCCAUCCAGGCGAAGCCUGAUUCUGUCUACUUUGUCGUUAGCAGAGGUGCUGAUGUAGAUGUUAAAAGAUUGCCCAAGCGUCCCGCUCCUCCUCAAUUUGGAAGGAAAUUAACCGAUGCUCAAAAGGCCAGAGCAACACACAUUUGCCUCGACUGUGGUUACAUAUACACCUUGCCUAAGUCUUUCGAUGAACAGCCGGAGGACUAUGCAUGUCCACAAUGUAGAGCACCAAAGAAGAGGUUUGCAAGAUAUGAUGUUAACACUGGGAAAGCAAUUGGAGGAGGAUUGCCCCCAAUUGGUGUCAUUAUUGGUCUCAUUGCUGGUAUUGGUGGUGUUGGAGCAUUACUAGUUUAUGGUCUUCAAUAAGAUCAUUUCUUUUUUUGAGUUCAAAUUUUUCCUGAUGAUUUAUUAUACCUAAAAAAAAAUGCUACUUAAAAACUACUAAUGCUUGUGCUUAUAAUUACACAUUCUUGAAAUGAAGCUCAAGUGUGUAUUUUUUUAAAAGGGAGAGUAGAACCUGCGAGUUGAUGAUA